Saitoella complicata NRRL Y-17804 is the source of this 3625-nucleotide messenger RNA. RefSeq lists its product as uncharacterized. Lineage: Eukaryota; Fungi; Ascomycota; Saitoellomycetes; Saitoellales; Saitoellaceae. Gene Ontology annotation, cellular component: nucleus; cytoplasm. The transcript is spliced from 2 exons. Bases 102 to 3257 code for a protein of 1051 amino acids. Gene Ontology annotation, biological process: regulation of DNA-templated transcription; circadian rhythm. The record is from RefSeq and is a predicted model, not a curated record.
UGGCGGGGAUGGCCAGGAGUCUGGGCAGGGAGGCAUUUGGGGACAAGGGCAGGGCGGACGGGGAUACGAUGUACCCGUACCCAUACCCUUGAUGGGAGGGUAUGGAUCAUAUGGAGGGCCGCAGAGAUAUCCAGCGCCGCCGCCGGGAGGGGGAGGUCCUGUUCCUCCUACGGUUGGGCAUUACCUCCUUUCCACCACGCAAUCGUUUUCACCGCAGUACAUCCCGCAUGCAGCGCCUGCCCCAGCAGCAGCGGCAGCAAUUCCUCCGUCACCGAUAUACCCGCAACCUGCAUGCACCACCGCAAGCACCUAUCAGUCUACCCCCGAUCUCACUACCACAGUACCCCUCUUUCCCUCCACUUCCGACAUACGCAACACAACCUUCGCCGUAUCAAGCUCCAGAUACACAAGGUGGAAGUUCAGGGAGUCCUCCGCCAAUCAUUUAUCCGAAUGCACAGCCAGCGACGCCAUUCACGUUUGCUCCAAAGUUACUCGACAAUUACGCUGUUCCUCAACCUCCCAUGACGCAUACAACCGCCGCGAUCGCACCACCGCCCACGCGUCAAGAAUCGAACUCCCGUCGUACGCGUUCCUCUUCCAAGUUCUCGAACCCACCGUAUAUCGGUAAUCGACGUUCGCGUGGACCAGGAAGUAUCCGCAGUUCAGGCAACAACAUCAACGGACAACUCGGCACGCCCGAUCCCACACGCUCCAGCCCCGAACACGACCUGAACAACACGAGCCAAGACGCAGACGCAUCGGUUGAAUCAGACGGCGAAUCCUCUUUUCCGGAAUUCGAAAAGCAGACAGUCGGCGGUGGCGCGACGGACUCGAACGGCACUCGCAGCGGUGAUGAGAGUUCUGGUACAGGGAGUGGUGGUGAUUCCGGUUCUGGGAGUAUUGGGACGGGAAUGGGGAGUGGUGUUAGUGGUAUGACGAAGAGUACGAAGAGUGAUUGGUUCAAGGAGUUUAAUGGGAAUGUGAGGGCGAAUAAUUCCAAGUCGAAGUUUCCGAGUGACAGUGAUUCGCCCUAUUUCGCGGGGAAGAAGGUCGGGGAUGAUACCUCGAUGUCGAGUCAGCAGCACCAUGGCCAGCACCCGUCGAACUUGAAGGCUCCGGCGUUGCAAAAGUCGUUGUCGAAGAGGGGACAGGUGCAGGUGCAAGGGAAAGCUGGCGGCAUCAGGGAGGAAGGAAGCUCGAGUGAUCCAUCAUCGAGUAACUUCCGGGAUAUAGUCGAUGAUUUGAGGUUGAAGAAUCAGCGGUUGAGGGCCAGGUUGAAGAAGAUGGAGAAGGCCUCUAUGGCGUCUGUUACCGGGAAGCAAAGUGGUGGUAUCAAGGGUUUGGUCGAAGUCAGACUCGGACGUCGUAUGAGCGCCAAGAAGAGAGCUGAAUUGGAAGAGUUGAUGAGAGGUUUCGUCGCAAACAUCGACACCGAAUCCGAGGCCGAGGAAUCACUACCCGCCUCACCUGACACCGAAGACGAACUCCGCAUGCGCCAAGUGGUCUCCCGCAUCGAAGACCUCGUCACAGCCAACAAAGAACUCCAAGGCGCAGACACACACGGCUGGGUCUACCUCAACAUCAUCACCAACCUCGCACACCUGCAUCUGAUGAACGUUACGUUACCGUUCGUUAGGGCUGCUGUGGAAAAGUUUUCGACGAGGUUGGAGUUGAGUGAGGAUGGGGGGAUGAUUAGGGGGAGGAUGGGGGUUUUGGAGAGGGGGGCUAGUGAGACGCCGAGUCUGGAGAGUGGGGAGAGGUCUGCUGGUGAGUCUGGAAGUGGAUCUGGUAGCGGCAGCAGCCGUGGGAGUGGUUGUGGUAGAGGAAGCGGGAGUGGAAGUGGUGGGAAGACGAUGGGAUCCGGAUCUAACACCGGUUCCGGUUCUGGUGCGGCAACGAGUGCGCCGUCGACGUUGUCCAGGUCGAGGAGUAUCUUCUCUUCUGUCAUCGGACAGGAACAGACGCCUAUUACCGUUACCUCCGCUGGCGCCCACGGAGAAGUCGGACAAACACAAACCCUCUCCAUGGGCAAGACCGAGAAAGCACGUGAGACCGGAAGCAAGAAAGCUGAAGCAUGGCUUUCUGGCGCCGCAUCUGUUGCAAAGGGUCCCCUGCCCGCCAUGCCUCCCAACAUGCAGAGACCCAUGUUGGCCACUAGGAGGGAGAAGGCCCAGGAUUCUGGAGAGGAGACAACGACGGAGGAAGAAGACAAGGAUUUCGGGCCGAUUGUGUUCUUCGAGGGCGGGAUUUGUGCGGAUUACUCCAGGGAGAAGGGCAAGAUGCCGAGGGAUAUCUCGUACGAGAGAGCCACGGAGGAUGUUAUUGGGUUGAGGUCGGAUGAGGAUGAUGCCAAGUUGCCAUUGACGAGUCGGGAGGCUUUGAUGGCGUUGCCUGCGGUUGAGGAGAUGGACGUGCCGGAUUUGGUGGUGGAUGAUGGAAGUACUUCUCUUGCCACGGAGGUCGGCGAGGAGCCCUUCGAGUUCGUAUUGUACGGGGACGAUGUCAGGGCUGUCGACAACUUUGUCAUGUCGGUAAGGGUUGCUCAGACCCCUCGUCACGUUGAGAUUUUCGAGAAGAAGCUUCUUGAACCCAGUGUUUCUAUGUUCAAGGAGCGCAGGGUUUCGGGCUUGUCCCCGAUGGGUACACUACCUCUACUGAACCACGACGCCAUCGCAGAUGAAAUUGACCAGCACGUUGCCCGAUUGGCAGACAGUGGACAUUCUGGCAUUUCGUCGGACGAUAUGGAUGUUGAUAUGGACAUGGCCUCCUCAUCCGCAGCGUCCAAUGCCGGUGCCGACCUCUGCGAUCGCAGUGGAAGCAUGGGUCCGCCGAUCUCAACCAGGAAAAGACAGAGGGAGUCUAGUAUGGUUGACGUGUCUCCAGCUGGCGGAAAGACGAGACGCAACAGGAUCGAGGAGUCUGCGAUGGGUCGUGCGGCACGCAGGGAGGAAGAGAGGGUCAGGCUUGUUCGCGAUGCAUGGAACAAUGCUACUCCGAAUGCAUCUCAGACGCCUACUCCGUACAUGUCGCGGACUCCACAAAUCGGCAUGCAUUUGCCUGCUGCGGCGAGUAUGCAGACUCUUGACGUUAAUGCCUUCACAAGUGCGUACCAAGAGAUCCGCAAUGCGAUGGAGGAACGCGUACGUGCCGCUCGUGAAGCCUUGAGCAACAACCUUGCAUACGAUGAGGUUUUGAACAAGAACGAACACAGCGCACCGAGUUUGUCGAGCAGUAAUGAUAGUGAGAUCGCGAUUUAGUCGCGCGAUUGGAGAGGAGGAUGAGGAUUGGACGAACAUGAUCUAGCAUGUUUUCACGCAUUUGGGGCGUUUAUUGGUGUUUUCGCACUUUCUGGGGUAUAUCUUGAAUUAUCUUUGGCGGGCGUUAUCUGCUGCAUCGAGCAUAUCAAUUUCAUUGUGAUUGAUUCUCCAUGCGGUAUAGUUGCAUUCCUUUCGUUUCAUUAUAUCUCUACUCUGGUGAGUUCACUUGGAGGGCGACCUCCUUUUCCCACGACGAUGCCAAAGCGCAGGAGCGGUUAACGUAAAGGCAGAAACAUGCCCGGCUAAUAUGAACGAGUAGAAUUGGCGGCGGGCCUGAUGCCGUUAAUGACCCUUUCGUACGAUUCUCA